Messenger RNA from Sinocyclocheilus grahami, 2281 nucleotides. RefSeq lists its product as uncharacterized. The record is from RefSeq and is a predicted model, not a curated record. Gene Ontology annotation, molecular function: protein binding. Bases 41 to 2281 code for a protein of 746 amino acids. The transcript has 5 exons. Gene Ontology annotation, biological process: protein homooligomerization. NCBI's taxonomy places the organism in Eukaryota, Metazoa, Chordata, Actinopteri, Cypriniformes, Cyprinidae.
UGCGCAGUGCCUCGGGACUCAUACACUGUCAGACUGCAAUAUGGCGAGAAUGCCUGGCAGCGGGGACCACUGCUGUAAAGAUGAUGAACCGGACCCGAUGGCGGGGGAACGGGAGAGAGACGGAGGCUCGGGCGAGGAAGAGGAGGAAGAGAUUCAGGAGAUCCAGAUCACAGGGGAAGAGGGAGAAGUGUCAGAAGAAGAAGCCGAGUUAGAGUGGGAGGUGUGCGGGGAGCCCGACAGCUGCGCUGCUGCCGUGGAAACGGGGGAAGCGGUCCUUAUGCGGAAUACGGACCAGCUCGAGUCGGCGGCGGCGGGGGACCCGGUUUUCGCCGCUUUGGACUCGGGACCCGAGGGAGACAUGCACCGCUCCAGGCUCAGCGAGAACACGCGCCUGGCCACCCGGUACGCGGUGCGAAUCUUCCGGGAAUACCUGACGGAGAAGGCGCAAAGUACGGACUUUGAGAGCAUGGACAAACACGCGCUCUGCAAAGUGCUGCGCUCGUUCUACUCCGAGGCGCGCUCCAAAAGCGGACAGCUGUACAGCAAGUCCUCCCUCAUCAGCAUCCGGAGCUCGCUCAACCGCUACCUGAACGAGCCCCCCUUUUGCCGCACGCUGGACCUCACCAAGGACCCCGAGCUGCGCAGCGCCAACCUCGCGCUCGCCGCGGUCAUACGCAAGCUGGAGGAGCAGGGCGCCGGCCCCGUGGUGCAGAAGCAAGCCAUCACGCGCUCCGACCUGAGAAAACUCUACACUUCGGCCGUGUUCAGCGCCAGCUCGCCGUUCGGACUGCUCAACAAAGUGUGGUUCGAGACUUGCAUGUACUUCUGCACGAGGGGGCGGGAGAACCAGCGCGAGCUCGAGGAGGACUCUUUCGGGCUAGCCGUGGACGAGGACGGAUGCAAGUUUGUGUAUUUCAAAGCGCUCGGGCCCUACCACAAGUCUCGUUCCGCCUCCUGGACGAAAAAAAGAUCGGACACGGACGAUGACAACCUUCCCCGCAUGUACGAAACCGCCACGGAGUUUUGUCCCUACGCGAGCUUCGUAAAGUACCUCUCAAAGCGCAAUCCUCUCUGCAAGGCUUUCUUCCAGCGCCCGCGGGAUCACUGCAGCGAGACCGACACGACGUGGUACGAGAAUAAAGCCAUCGGCAAGAACCUGCUGGGCACGAGAAUGCAGAUGCUGUCGCGGGCCGCCAAACUGUCAAAGACUUACACCAACCACUGCAUCGGCGCCGUCUCCAUAGCAACGCUCAACGGCAUUGCGGGCAUCGGGUCAAAGUUAGCGCCUCUCCACGUCUCCCCGGAAACGGCCAACGGAGGAGCGCACCUGCAGCACGUGCUGCACUGCGAGGACGAGGCCGAGCUCAAACCGCAGAAGGUGAUCAAACGCCCUCGGACCCUCGUCUAUCCGCUAAGCGAUUUGGGGCCGGGGGCAUCGCCGAAAAGACUCUGCGCGCGCACCGCCGUGGAGUGCGCGGACACUCCGACUGUCACCGCGCUAGUCUCCUCUCAUUGCGAAGCCAACGGAGAGAGUCCUCGUAUGCUCCCCUCACAGGAGAAUCGCAGCAACAGUGUGGGCAUGUCGACUCGGCCGAUCUUGGCACAUUCGCCGGUCUCCCCGCUGAGUACAGCUGGCAUCCCCACACCUGCACAGCUCACGAAGUCCAACGCACCGGUCCACAUUGAUGUAGGGGGUCACAUGUAUACCAGCAGCCUGGCCACAUUAACCAAAUACCCAGAGUCCAGGAUUGGUCGUUUGUUUGAUGGCACAGAGCCCAUUGUAUUGGACAGCCUGAAGCAACAUUAUUUUAUAGAUCGCGAUGGACACAUGUUCCGCUACAUUUUAAACUUCCUCAGGACCUCAAAACUGCUCAUUCCAGAUGACUUUAAGGACUACUCUCUGCUGUACGAGGAGGCCCGAUAUUUCCAGCUGCAGCCUCUGCAGGCUGAGCUGGAGCGCUGGCGUUCGGAGCAGGACUCUAGGUACACAUCACGCAUGUGUGAGUGUGUGGUAGUGCGCGUGGCCCCCGAGCUGGGAGAGAGGAUAACACUCAGCGGUGAUAAAGCCCUCAUCGAGGACAUCUUCCCAGAGAUAGGAGACGUCAUGUGCAACUCCGUCAACGCAGGCUGGAACCAUGAUUCCACUCACGUCAUUCGCUUCCCUCUAAACGGAUACUGCCACCUAAACUCUGUACAGGUUUGUUUUAAAACUUCAAGACUGCCAGACUGCACAUUUGCUGGAUUUGUCUUCACCGUGACAGCUAGGAGUGGAAGUGGCUAA